This is a messenger RNA of Cannabis sativa, 1935 nucleotides long. Its product is annotated as BTB/POZ and TAZ domain-containing protein 4. The record is from RefSeq and is a predicted model, not a curated record. The coding region runs from base 522 to 1727 and encodes 401 amino acids. Gene Ontology annotation, molecular function: protein binding. NCBI's taxonomy places the organism in Eukaryota, Viridiplantae, Streptophyta, Magnoliopsida, Rosales, Cannabaceae. The transcript has 5 exons.
UGUUCCUGACAACAUAGAGCUCUCUACAGCUCAAUUCUUUUUCUUUUUCAAAAAUUUAAUUUUUCAUUAUGGAGCAGAAUUUUUUGACAAAGAGAGGGUUGUUUUCGAGUUUUUCACAUUUGGUGGUUGUUGCCUUUUUAUUUUUAACCUAUGUUGAAUUGAGAAUGGUCCCAAGUUGAUCAGAAAAAAACAAAAGAUUAAAACAGAGAAAAUUUUAACAUAUGAUUAUUAACAAGUUGUCGACACAGGCAAUGAAAGUGACUAAUAUAGUAAUUUGGUUAAAGGGUUUUUGUCAUUAUUCACCAACUUGAACGAUGGAGAAUAUUUUGGCUCAUUUAGAUUAAAACUAUGACAAGCCUUAACAAAGUCCAGUAUUAGUAAUAGUACUACUACUUUGGUUCUUGAAAUUCUGUGUUAUUGAUUGAAACACGGUGUUUGAUUUCAUUUUUGAUAUUUUGUUCGGACCCACGAAAAAAAAUGGACCGUGCAUUAUCAAUUUGAUUUCAGCCGUUACAUUUUUGAUGAAGAUGGAAACUGUAGUAAAGGGUGGAUCUGACCCUUUUGAGAAGAGAACAUGUUCAACACCGCAACCGCCGCUGCCGCCCCCGGGGCCUUCAACCACUUACUCUAAGAGGUCAGUAAUGGGUGGAUACCACUGUAUCUCAUCAGCCACAACAGACUUGUGGGAUCGCUUAUUUGAUGAAGGUUACAGGGCAGAUGUGUGUGUUCAUACUGAGAAUGGCAGCAUCAUUUAUGGGCACUCCAAUGUUCUUGGUAUGGCUUCUCCUGUUUUAAGAGAAAUGUUAAAACAAGCAAGAAAGCAUGGUCAUCAACGAUCAAUUUCAAUGCUUGGUGUUCCAUCUGAAGCAGUUCGAGUCUUCAUUCGAUUUUUAUACAGUUCCUGUUAUGCAAAAGAAGAAAUGGAUGAAUUUGCUUUACACUUGCUGGUGCUAUCUCAUGUGUACGUAAUUCCCCAGCUAAAACGAGAGUGUGAAAGGAAGAUAGAGCAUGGUUUGAUGAUGAUCAACACAGAAAAUGUGGUUGACAUAUUUCAACUAGCAUUGCUCUGCGACGCGCCUCGCCUUAGCUUCGUCUGUCACCGUAUGAUCUGCAACAACUUCAAGUCAGUUUCAGCUACAGAAGGGUGGACAGCAAUGAAGCAAAGCCAUCCGGUGUUAGAAAAAAUACUCUUAGAAUUCAUCACUGAUGAAGAUCAUAGGCAAAAGGAGAGAGUAAGAAACACAAAAGAGAGACAAGUCUACUUGCAACUAUGUGAGGCUAUGGAGGCUCUUGUACAUAUAUGUAAAGAUGGUUGUAGAACAAUUGGUCCACAUGAUAAGGACUUUAAAGUGAACCAAAAUCCUUGCAAUUUUGCAGCCUGUAAGGGGCUUGAAUCGCUUGUUAGACAUUUUUCGAGUUGUAAGUUGAGAGUUCCUGGUGGUUGUAUCCACUGCAAGAGAAUGUGGCAACUUUUGGAGUUACAUUCUCGUCUUUGUGCUGAUUCUGAUGUUUGUAGAGUCCCUUUGUGCAGGUUAGUAGUUUUGUUAGUUUGUUCUCUCUUUUGUCUUGUAAUUCAGUUUCUUCCUUAUAAUACUUAUAUUUGUACAUUGCCCACUGUUUUGUUUUUAAGAGAAAACCUUUUCAUAGUUGAAACUAACUCUUUUAAGUAUAACAUUUCAGGACUUUUAAGGAGAGAAGUAGGAAACAAAGUAAGAAAGAAGAGAUAAAGUGGAAUAUUUUAGUGGAGAAACUUUUAAGAACAAAAUGCUUCUCAGGAAGGCCAUUUUUUUCAUGGGCAAUUACUGUCAAAUCUUCAUGACAGCAAGAUGUCUACUUUGUUCUUAUGUAAAAUAUCUCCAUUGUCAGUGCUAUUGUUUGUAGUAUGUAGUCCAAUCAUAACCAGAUUAAUAAUAAAAUUAAAAUUUCUUCACAAAA